Messenger RNA from Dibothriocephalus latus, 391 nucleotides. The record is from the annotation of a GenBank genome assembly. Lineage: Eukaryota; Metazoa; Platyhelminthes; Cestoda; Diphyllobothriidea; Diphyllobothriidae.
GCCGAAGGCGCCGCAACAACCCACUGCUGCUCGUCUGAUAAAGGGCAAGUGGUGGAAUUACGCUGGCGACAUAGACAGUGAGGUAGGAAUCAUCUGCCUCUAUCUCUGUUAUUUCGUCUCGACCGUGUGUCUUCACGGCGGCGGCGGCGGUGGCGUUAUCACCCGCGCCAAAGACUCCGCUGUCCUCGCGCAUCCGGUGACGAAACCGCCCCAACGGCAGGGGGGAGAUUCCAAGAAAAACAAGCAGCAGAAGAAGCAGAACACGCCCGUCGUUGCGAACGGAAAUGCCAAACAAGUCCCCCAGUCAACAGAAAACACUGUCUUGAACGAUUUGGAGGAUACUGAGCUUGUUAUUUUCAACAAGGUAAGCCAUAUUCAUCACUCAUUCUAA